UCUGCUACUCCGCUCAACCCAGUCUGCAAGACGUUCAAGAGAACAUAACAAAAUCACGCCUCCAACCCAACGACUCAGAACGUCAAUAGAAAAACGCCAGCAAUAUCGCGCAGUUGUUUCGGUCGAACGCAAUCGCUAUGCCCAUGUUUCGAACCUGCUUUUUCUCCGCGAUCAGUGCUUUUAGACGAUCAGUCAAUGCGCCCACUCCCCUGAACAGCUAUCGGAACGUGUCAGUAACUGCUUGGCGCGCUGACAUGUUCACUAUCCAAGAUGAAAACGACUUCAAAGAGAAGGUUCUCAAAAGUGAUAAGCCUGUUGUAGUCAACUUUAAAGCUACUUGGUGCGGCCCGUGUAAGCUGCUCACGCCUCGAUUAGAGAAAAUCAUGGAUUCACGUAACUCCUCUAUGCACUUCGCAAAGGUUGACAUCGACGACAACGCGGAGCUAGCAAUGGAGUUCUCGAUUGAUGCGGUUCCGGCCAUCCUGACCUUUAAAGGCGGAAAACUUGUGGACAAGGUUAUCGGCAGUAAAGAUGAUGACCAGUUAAUAGCGCUUGUUGACAAAUUAAAGUAAACAACACGGAUUACGAUUUUUCUACAAUGAACACAUGGGCUUUGGAAGUAACUAUAGAAGAAUGGGGCAUGUCAAAAGUAUAUAGUUACUAGUUUGGAUGGGGCUUAUAUCAGUAAUGAUCACUCACUUUCCAUGUCAUAUAUUGAAUAUUUUGUUUCGAAUUUUAUCAGAAGAGUGGAGACUAUUAAACGUGUUUUGCUUUCUCACUUGGCAAUGACGAAGGUGAGUGCAUGAAAGGCGUAAGCCAGAAUGUGUUUACAGAAUUUAAACAAUACUCGCGGAACCAAAGUGCUAGUAUUAUGAGUAAUUCAGUUUCGUGAUUAGGGAAUUAAUUUAUUCGUUACCAAGUAAUAUGGGUUACUGUAUUUUUCUUUUGGUUUUCCUGUGUUCUGCAAGUGAAUUUUUCAUAAUACAACCAGAGUAACCCAAUUUCUAAGGCCCGCAAAUUUUACUGGCGCGUUUUUGCACUAUUCGUGAGACCUGUUUUCUCUGUGAUUUGUCAUUAAUUUGCCUCUCUUGGUUUAAUAAAGGUCCGUUUGAAUCGAA
This is a messenger RNA of Varroa destructor (honeybee mite), 1118 nucleotides long. RefSeq names its product thioredoxin, mitochondrial-like. Gene Ontology annotation, cellular component: mitochondrion. Gene Ontology annotation, biological process: cell redox homeostasis. Gene Ontology annotation, molecular function: protein-disulfide reductase activity. The record is from RefSeq and is a predicted model, not a curated record. Lineage: Eukaryota; Metazoa; Arthropoda; Arachnida; Mesostigmata; Varroidae.